Molecule: messenger RNA, 310 nt
Organism: Coffea arabica (coffee)
Lineage: Eukaryota; Viridiplantae; Streptophyta; Magnoliopsida; Gentianales; Rubiaceae
Source: RefSeq, a predicted model, not a curated record
AUGAAAAUGGAGAUGAGGAUAUUGAUGGAGAGUAAACUCCUCCUCUCCACCACCAUCUUAUUGCUCUUUCUUCUCUUAAUUUCCAAUCAUGGCCUCGUCAUGGAAGCCGAAGCUGCAAUGUGCUCUAAACCUUCCAAGCUAUAUGAAGGCCCUUGUAUAUUUAGAGAUGCUUGUAGGUUUGUCUGCAACGACGAAGGUUGGCCUGAUGGCAGAUGCACCAAAAUUUUUGGGAAAUGCAUAUGCUACAAGCCGUGUAUGCCUUGAAGUCCGAUGAAUUUCAGUGAUGCUUAUAUAAUUAAAUAAAAUUGCA